This is a messenger RNA of Chaetomium globosum CBS 148.51, 2511 nucleotides long. RefSeq lists its product as uncharacterized. Bases 1 to 2511 code for a protein of 836 amino acids. Gene Ontology annotation, molecular function: ubiquitin protein ligase binding; protein-macromolecule adaptor activity. Gene Ontology annotation, cellular component: cytoplasm; plasma membrane; cytosol. NCBI's taxonomy places the organism in Eukaryota, Fungi, Ascomycota, Sordariomycetes, Sordariales, Chaetomiaceae. The transcript has 2 exons. Gene Ontology annotation, biological process: ubiquitin-dependent endocytosis. The record is from RefSeq and is a predicted model, not a curated record.
AUGGGCUUCUCGAAGAAGCCAGCCGACAACCGCGCCGCCGACCCUGCCCCUGCGUCCGCGUCUGCCUCCCAGGAACCGUCGUCGACCAGCAGCCUCUCCUUUUUCUCGCGCUUCACCUUACCCCUCCGGUCGCGUGCCCGCUACAUUGCCGACUUCCAUAUCCGCCCGGCUGAGCCCCAUCGCAAGUAUGGUGCGGGUGACCAGGUGCAGGGUGCCGUAGUCCUGACCGUCGUGAAGCCCGUCCGCAUCACCCACCUGGUCGUGUCCCUCCAUGGUCACAUGCGCGUCUACAAGGGCCUCAACGCCCCCACGAACGAACCCAUAAUUGAUCCUGCUGAGGCCCUGACUACGUCGAGCCGUGGUUCGCGUCAUAAACAUCUCGGCAACGGCUGCGUCAGACUCUUUCAGGAUGAGCAAACCCUCAGCGGCGAUGGGAGGCUCGAGCCGGGCAAAUACGAGUUCAACUUCAACCUGCUGUUCCCAGCGAAUGGUUUGCCGAGCAGUAUAGAUUUCGAACGCGGGACAAUAUCCUACAUGAUCACGGCGACUCUGACGCGUCCGACGUCCAUAGGCACUAAAACAGCGCCUAAAACGAGCUGCGAGCGAAAACUCUACCUCGUUGAGAAGCUUGACAUAGGAUCCCUGGCCCCACCACGACCGCGUACCAUCUAUCUCGAGCCCAUUUCUAAGCGACCUAAAAAGAAGAAGCCGGUUGCUGUCAGUGUGGAAAAGGCUCCCGUCGCAAUCGACGGAGCCGUGCCGAUCUCUGAACCCGACUCGUCUCGGGCAAACGAGAACUCCACCGAAGGCUCCCUAUCCGUGAUCGGCGAAGACCUAGAACACGAACUGACGGGCAAUAAUCCUCGAAGUCCACAAAGCGAUGUCCGGAGUGUAAGCAGCGAGAGCGCCGUUAGCGGUAGCACUGGCCAAAGCAGAGCGGGAGAUGCAAACUAUGCGGUAGCCACAACCCCUUCACUCGCCGGGAAGAAAGUCCCCGCCGUGAAAGAACGAACCAUUACGGCAACCGUCGAACUGCCAAAAGGCGGUUGCCUUCGAGGAGACAUGGUCCCCAUCAAAAUAUCGGUCCAGCACAUCAGGCGGAUCAAGAGCAUGCACGGUGUCAUCGUCACUCUGUAUAGGUUGGGGCGCAUAGAUUCGUCGCCGCCAUUGCUCUCCAAGGAACUGCCCGAGGCCGAGGCUCGGAGGUUGGAGAAGGAAGAAUACUACCCCAGGUCCAAGACAGGGCUGGGCGGCCUGUCUCUGUCCUCUGCAGGGUCCUGCAGCGUGUUCCGAAAGGACCUGUCACAGGCCUUUGCCCCGUUGAUCAUCGACCCGGACACCCUGACUGCCAAUCUCACCGCUUCGGUGCGGGUGCCCGAAGACGUGUUUCCCACCAUCAAAGGUGCUCCGUACGAGAUGAUCUCGUUCAAGUACCACGUCGAGGUGAUCGUCGACCUGGGGGGGAAACUGGCGAAUCAAAUACACGGCAUCAAGCCGUCUGGCACGAGAGUGAGUCCCGUGGCGGGACCCCUCGGCCUAACCGGUAACCCGUACGAAGGCGGUCCCGCCACCAUGACCUCUUGGAGCUCGAGCAUUAUUGAUACAGACGGACUCCGGCGCCAGAAGGGCGUCAUCUGCGUUGUGUUUGAGGUCGUCGUGGGGACAGCUGACAGUAGCCGGCUGCGAGCCAAAGCGCCGGCGAAGCCGAACUCUUUCGUCCACAACGUGCCAGUCUUGGAAACUGAUGUGUACGAUGGCGAUCAGAAUGAGAAGCAACCAUGGCCAAACGCCCCCGAGGACGGCAACGGGUACCCGUCAGAUGAAUUUCCUCAGGACUAUAGCCCAUCACCUCAUUUUCAAGCGCCCCAACCUUACCCUUACUGGGGAACCUCUUCGCCACAACAUCCGCCUGCCCCCCACUACAUCCCUCCUCCGGACAUCCCAGACGAUACCCAUCUCACCGACAAAGAGCGCAUUCGACGUGCCGAGCAACGGUUGCUCCCCAGCCAGCCACCAGAAGCCCCCGUCGCGGGCCAUUCCAAUUCACAUCUCGCCAACGGCGAGAACAUCUACGACGCCGACGACCAAAUACCAACGCCUGUCGCGGGCCCUUCGGACGAUGUACAGCCGUCUAAUCCAACUCGAGAAAAUUAUUUUGGCGCGCCGUCGGCACCAGCGCUAGAGGACCUGUCCUCCAACACUGGUGCCCAUACGAAUGAAGAUAAGCAGGAACUCGAGAGGCGUCGACUGCUUGCUGAAGCCGGCGCGCCGCCCGAAUGCCCUGAAGAUUACGACAACGGCGGGAGCAGCAGCGCCGCAGCAUCAGCACCAGCAGCCGAGCCGAGUGCUCCCCCUAGUCACGAUCUCCAACCCUCAGCCCCGGUGCUAGAGGAUGAGGGCGCGUAUGGACCGCAUUACACUUACGGCACGGCGGGGACAGGCACAUUGCCAUUACCGGCAUCGAGGAACGUUGCCGAGCCAGAAGAGCCGUUACCAAAGUACGAGCGGUGA